AUGUACAUUUUCAUUGCAGCCUUGUUACUUAACUCUGUUCUUUUCUCCACUAAUAUCUACCCAAAGCUGUUGAUUGACUUUUUAUCUGAAAAACAGAUCACAUCUUAUCAAGCCUGUCUUGUUCAGUUUUAUAUGUUUUACACUUUAGUUGGUUCAGAGUUCUUACUGUUGGCAGCCAUGGCCUAUGACAGAUAUGUGUCUAUAUGUAAACCUCUGCAAUAUCCAUAUAUCAUGACAAAAAAAACUAGCAUUAUCUUUCUAGCUUUAUCUUGGCUUUUACCAGCAUGCCAUCAUAUUGGAUUAGCAAUACUGACUGCUAUUCAAAAGCUCUGUAUCUUUACUCUGAAAAUUAUUUUUUGCAAUAAUGCAAUUUACAACCUAUUCUGUGUGCCUUCAAGAGCAGUAUCUAUAUAUGGUGUGGUCUGUUUUCUAAAUGUUGUUGUGCUUCCUGUGAUCUUCAUAGCUUAUACAUACACCAGGAUACUUAUAAUAUGUUAUCACAGUAGUGGAGAAUUCAGGAGAAAAGCUGCACAGACCUGUGUUCCUCACCUGCUGGUGUUAAUCAACUCCUUCUAUUUGUUAAUAUGUUGUCUUAUUACAGUUAGACUCGAAUCUGAUAUUCCAAACACUGCACGUUUACUAAUGGCUUUACAAACAGUUUUGUAUAAUCCUCUUUUUAAUCCAAUUAUAUAUGGACUAAAAAUGACAGAAAUUUAUAAACACCUCAUGAGGAUGAGACCAAUGAAGAAAAAAUGA
This is a messenger RNA of Monopterus albus (swamp eel), 756 nucleotides long. Its product is annotated as olfactory receptor 2T27-like. NCBI's taxonomy places the organism in Eukaryota, Metazoa, Chordata, Actinopteri, Synbranchiformes, Synbranchidae. Gene Ontology annotation, molecular function: G protein-coupled receptor activity; odorant binding; olfactory receptor activity. Gene Ontology annotation, cellular component: membrane. The coding region runs from base 1 to 756 and encodes 251 amino acids. The transcript has a single exon. Gene Ontology annotation, biological process: detection of chemical stimulus involved in sensory perception of smell; G protein-coupled receptor signaling pathway. The record is from RefSeq and is a predicted model, not a curated record.